Messenger RNA from Hypoxylon fragiforme, 1755 nucleotides. RefSeq names its product flavin-binding monooxygenase. The record is from RefSeq and is a predicted model, not a curated record. Bases 1 to 1755 code for a protein of 584 amino acids. Lineage: Eukaryota; Fungi; Ascomycota; Sordariomycetes; Xylariales; Hypoxylaceae. Gene Ontology annotation, molecular function: N,N-dimethylaniline monooxygenase activity; NADP binding; flavin adenine dinucleotide binding. The transcript has 6 exons.
AUGCCAACGCCACCCCAGCUCAAGGAAGCUCCGAUAGAUGGCCAUCGGCCGAUGAAAGUUCGAGUUAUAGGGGCUGGCUAUUCGGGAAUCUACCUAGGAAUUCGCAUACCACAACGUCUACGCAAUGUAGACCUGCAAAUAUACGAGAAGAACGAGGCCGUUGGGGGGACAUGGUGGGUUAACAGGUAUCCCGGUUGCGCAUGUGACAUUCCAGCACACUCAUACCAAUAUUCAUUCAACCCCAAUCCUGACUGGUCCGCCUUCUACGCACCCCAAAAAGAGAUUUGUGCGUAUCUUCAAGGCUCAGCCGAGAAAUACGGGGUCAUGAGAUAUGUGAAACUGUCGCACAAUGUAGAGUCUUGUCGGUGGGACGACAGCAGGAAGAAGUGGAUUUUAAAUGUUAAACGAACGGAUACUGGGGAGAUAUUUGAGGACGACGCAGACGUAUUGAUCGCAGCCCGAGGCAAUCUGAGCGACCCUGCCUGGCCAAAUAUACCAGGCUUGCAGUCUUUUCAGGGGGAAACUAUGCAUUCGGCAAGAUGGAAUGAAGACUACGAUUUUAAGAACAAGCGAAUUGGUGUUAUCGGCAACGGAUCUAGUGCUAUACAAAUUGUACCAAAGUUACAAAAGAUCGAGGGAGCACAGCUAUCAUGUUUUGUCAGAAGCAAGACUUGGAUCACCAAUCCUUUCGGAGAUAGUGUGAUGAACAAACUUGGAUUAGACCCCAAAAAACUAGACUUCUCCCCCGAGCAACGCCAAGAGUUUGCCAACAACCCAGAAAAGCUGUACAACUUCCGCAAAAUCAUCGAGCUAGACGGUAACACCAUACACGAUGUUUCACUUCGGGGCUCGGCGAUGCAACAAGGGGCCAUCGGGCUCUUCGGCACCGCGAUGAGAGAGAGACUAGCGAAAAAGCCCGAGAUCGCCGAGUUCCUCAUCCCGUCCUUCGGCAUCGGCUGCCGACGCGCCACGCCGGGCCCGGGCUACCUCGAGGCGCUUGCCGAGAGCAACGUCGACUUCAUCACUGACCCCAUCGACACCGUAACCGCCACGGGGGUAGCACUGAAGUCAGGCCGCGAGGUCCCACUCGACGCCCUUGUCUGCGCUACGGGAUUCAACACCGGCUCGGCGCCCCCCUUCCCCGUCUACGGCAAAGGCGAGCUCUCGCUGCAGUCGCGCUUCACGCCGUACCCGACAGCGUACCUCUCACUUGCCGUGGACGGCUUUCCCAACUUCUUCAUGAUGCUGGGCCCCAACUCGGCGAUCGGGUCCGGGUCGCUGACGGUGAUCCUCGAGAACGAAGGGGACUACAUCGUCAAGGCGAUCCGCAAGCUGCAGAAGGAGGACUACGCGACCAUCAGCGUCAAGCCCGAGCGCGUCCGCGACUGGGCAGACUACUGCCACGAGUACUUCAAGAAGACCGUCUACACCGACCAGUGCCACAGCUGGUACAAGAGCGACGGCGGCUUCGGUGAUCGGAUCACGGGGCUGUGGCCCGGCAGCGCGCUGCAUGCGCUCGAGGCGUUGCGCGCGCCGAGGUGGGAGGACUUCGACUAUGAGGGCCUCGAGGGCGAGGGCGGGAAUCGGAUGAAGUGGCUCGGCGACGGAUGGAGCGUGACGCACAUGCCGAGCGAAGAUGGCAAGGGGUGGGGUGGUGAUCCGGCGUGGUACAUGGAGCCGUGCUUCAUGGACAUCCCGCUUCCGGGCCGCCCGGAGGAUGCGGAGGAGUUCAAGUUGCGGCCGUUUUCUCAUUAG